GUCCUCACUCCCUCUCAAUCAAUUAAUUAAAAUUAAUUAAUAACUGAUUCUUCUUCUUAAUUAAUUAACCUCAAUCCAAUCCCCUUCUCCUUCUUAACGACAAUGGAGACCAGAUCCGCCAGAAGACGGAGGCUCUCCAAUACCAACUCCGAUCUCCAUAAUCAAACCGGCGUUGAUUACAUCAGCCACCUCCCCGACGCCCUCCUCCACCACAUUCUCUGUUCUUUGCCGAUCAAAACCGCCGCCCAAUCCACCACUCUCUCCUCCCGCUGGCGCUCUCUCUGGUUCACUCUCCCCGACCUCGACUUCUCAACAUCUUCAAUUUCCGAUCACUACCCUUCUGACCUCACCAUCACCCGCAUUCUCAAUUCCCGUCCCCACCAUUCCAACGUCCGUCUCCUCCGCUUCUCCGCCACUUUAAGCUUCUCCCGUCUCAACGCCCUCUUCCGCACCGCCAUUCGCCACCAAAUCCAAGAACUCCACCUCCUCGUCACCACCAACGAUUACUUCAACUUCCCUCGAUGCGUCAUCGCCAGCGACUCUUUAAAAGUUUUCAACCUACGAUCGAUUCAUCCCGGUUUCCGCCUCCCUCCGCCCUCCGUCAUGGGUUCUGGGUUCCGAUCGUUGAAUUCCCUUUCGCUUGCUCGAAUGGUUUUCCAUGAUCGGCCGUCAUUGUUGGAUUUGUUCACGGAAACGUCUUUCCCUGUUCUGAAGAAACUGAAUUUAGAGAGAUGUUUUGGACUUGAACAUUUGAGUGUUAAGUGCCCUGUUCUCGAGGAUUUCAGUCUCCAGUGGUGCUUUCAGCUUCAGGGGUUAGAUGUUUUUGGAGCAAAAUUACAGAGCAUCCAUGUUUCUGAUUGUUUUGAUGCUUACACUACUCCCACUUUGGUUAAAAUCGUUGCUCCUAAUCUCAAUACUAUGAUUUGGGUUUACAAUGCCUUAAACGAUGAAAUCAAUAUCCAUCAAUUUACCUCUCCUCUCAAUCGAGCCUCUCUGGGUUUACUUCCUCACCAUUUUGUUACCAGCAAGCUUCACUCUGUUUCUGCUCUUCUCUCUGCAAUUUCCCCUGUUCAUUCUUUAACGCUUGAUACUUUCUGCAUCGAUAUUGUAUCCAGCCCUAGUUACUUCGCAUAUUUUUUCCCUCCAUUCAGCAAUGUGAACUGUUUGGAACUGAGUACAGCCUUCAGAAAACAGAAUGGUUUAGGCUUAGCUAAUAUAUUCAGAUCUUGUCCUGUUCUUCAAACUCUCACAAUCAAAAUCGUCAACGGUGGCAACAUCGGAAGGAAGGAUUGGCGUAGGGAUAAAUGGGAAAGGAGUGGUUCAGAGGAAGAACGAUUCUGGGAAACUCAAAUUGAGCCUCUGAAAUCCUUUCUUCUUCAUCUUAAGAUUGUGAAAAUUGAAGGGUUCAUGGACUGCUUGAGUGAAGUGAGCCUCACCCAGUUUUUGCUAAAGCAUGGCUCUGCAUUGCAACAACUCACCCUUUUGACGACCAAAACCAAACAUAGAGAUUCCCUUAUUAGACGACGAGAAAUCAAGUCUCAAAUCAUGGCUUUCCCUCGAGCUUCUUCUCUUGUUAAACUUCAUUAUUGUUGACAUUCAUCACAACCCGAUUUUGACAUUUU
Messenger RNA from Benincasa hispida (wax gourd), 1622 nucleotides. RefSeq names its product Protein with RNI-like/FBD-like domain. Gene Ontology annotation, molecular function: protein binding. The record is from RefSeq and is a predicted model, not a curated record. NCBI's taxonomy places the organism in Eukaryota, Viridiplantae, Streptophyta, Magnoliopsida, Cucurbitales, Cucurbitaceae.